AUGCAUGCUAUUCAGCAACAAUAUUGGGCCGUUCGCGACUAUCUCAGCCCAGUCCUCAAAGAAAGCAAGUUCAAAGAACAUGGACGCAUAACUCCCGAGGAAUUCGUCGCAGCAGGAGACUUCCUAUCAUACAAGUUCCCAGUAUGGACAUGGGAAAAAGGAGACGCGUCCAAAGCCCGCGAUUACCUCCCCGCUGAAAAACAAUACCUCGUCACUCGUGGCGUCCCCUGCCUUCGACGAGCAACUUCACUCGCUUACACAGAUGCCGAUGAAGACGCCGAGCGACUUCUCUCCUUCGGAGAUUCUUCGGGCGCAGCCGAUGAGUGGGUAGAAACGCAUGCAGGGCGAAAUGCCACGGUGGACUCUGCUGCGAACCCAGGCGAGAUCGAUGAUAUCCCGGACUUGGAUGGUGAUGGACUGGCGAGCGCGAUGGCAGAUGUGUCGAUCGUUUCGGAGUCGGGUGCUACGGUAGGAGAAACGCCGGAUUUAGAUGAUAUUCCUGACAUGGAGGAGGAGGGGCUGGAAGACGGCGAAGAUGAGGCUACGGCGGCACCGGUUGUGCCCAAGGCGGGUGGCGUCAUUGAUGCAUCGCAGGUGGGAGUCGCUAAUGGCAAUCUCCUGCAAGUACGAACGUACGACGUGAUGAUCACAUACGACAAGUAUUACCAAACUCCCCGGAUCUGGCUUCUCGGCUAUGAUGAGAAUCGCACACCUUUAAUGCCAGCGCAGAUCUUCCAAGACGUUUCAGCAGACCAUGCUUUGAAAACCGUCACCAUUGAAGCCUUCCCACACUCUUCAACGCUCCAAGCAGCUUCUGUACACCCUUGCAAACAUGCAAGCGUAAUGAAGAAAGUCAUCGAGCGCAUGAACGUAGGCGUGGUCGAAGAGCAGCUCGCUGCACGGAAGAAUUCUAGCAAACACCAAGACAAGGACGGGAAGAAGAAAUGGGGUUUCGGGCGCAAGGGGGGCAAAGAGGAGGGCGUAAAGAGUGCAGGAGAGGAAGAGGAAGUCGAGGGCAUGCGCGUGGACUUUUACCUUGUGGUGUUUUUGAAGUUCAUUGCGUCUAUCGUGCCUACGAUCGAGGUGGACUCGACGACUGCGUUUUGA
Molecule: messenger RNA, 1107 nt
Organism: Suillus clintonianus
Lineage: Eukaryota; Fungi; Basidiomycota; Agaricomycetes; Boletales; Suillaceae
Product: putative E2-like enzyme
Exons: 7
Coding region: 1-1107 (368 amino acids)
Biological process (GO): autophagosome assembly; autophagy of mitochondrion; nucleophagy
Cellular component (GO): cytosol; cytoplasmic ubiquitin ligase complex
Molecular function (GO): Atg8-family ligase activity
Source: RefSeq, a predicted model, not a curated record